AUGGAUGACAAGGGCGGGUACAGACAAAUUAACAAAUCACUUAAUAUCUGCGCAUUCGACGAAUACCUCAAAGGUCAAACCGCAAACCUGCCUGUUUUGGCCGAUGUAGAGCAACUCACGCCUAGGGUGCUUCGAGUGUUAGGUCAAAACCCAGGAAAGUUUACUUUUCAAGGGACCAACACAUACAUCAUUGGCACCGGCCAUGAUCGAGUUAUGGUCGACACAGGAGGUGGUGAGCCAGCAUGGGCCGAGUUAAUUGAAUCUACACUCAAGUCCAUGGGAAUCAGACUAUCACACAUCCUACUGACACACUGGCAUGGCGAUCAUACUGGUGGCGUUCCUGAUCUGUUACGACUAUACCCACACCUCAAGAACUCCAUCUUUAAAAAUGAACCUGAUAAAGGCCAACAGGACAUUACCGAUGGACAGCUGUUCGAGGUUGAGGGCGCAAAAGUCCGGGCUUUACACGUGCCUGGACACUCCGAGGAUCACAUGUGUUUCAUUCUCGAAGAAGAGAACGCGAUGUUUACCGGCGACAAUAUCCUUGGUCACGGCACAAGUGCCGUAGAAGACCUUGGAAUAUUCAUGGAGAGUCUGCAGAAGAUGCUUGAUCAGAAUUGCGCUAUUGGAUAUUCUGCUCACGGUGUCACCAUCGAAAACCUGCCAGCCAAGAUAUCAGGAGAACUUGGAGCUAAAUUGCGUCGUGAGAGACAAGUUCUCCAAGCCCUUGGCCGAGUUCGUAGUCGUGGUGAGAAAAGUGCCACUGUCAAGGACGUCGUCACAGAAAUAUACGGCGAGUCUAUUGAUGAAAGCACAAGGGUUCUCGCCUUGGAACCUUUUAUUGACGAGGUAUUGCGGAAACUAGCAGGUGAUAGCAAAGUCGCUUUCGAGAUGAGAGGAGGCAAGAAGAAAUGGUACUCGUUGGAGGCGGUACAGCAGACUGCUACACGCAAGUUCUUAGAUGUCAAAGCUCCCUCAGUUCGUUACGCUGAAGUCGGAGUAAUUACGGCUUAG
Messenger RNA from Talaromyces proteolyticus, 1014 nucleotides. Its product is annotated as beta-lactamase-like protein. The coding region runs from base 1 to 1014 and encodes 337 amino acids. The transcript is spliced from 2 exons. The record is from RefSeq and is a predicted model, not a curated record. Gene Ontology annotation, biological process: secondary metabolite biosynthetic process. Lineage: Eukaryota; Fungi; Ascomycota; Eurotiomycetes; Eurotiales; Trichocomaceae.